Molecule: messenger RNA, 1833 nt
Organism: Aphidius gifuensis
Lineage: Eukaryota; Metazoa; Arthropoda; Insecta; Hymenoptera; Braconidae
Product: probable cytochrome P450 303a1
Molecular function (GO): iron ion binding; monooxygenase activity; oxidoreductase activity, acting on paired donors, with incorporation or reduction of molecular oxygen
Source: RefSeq, a predicted model, not a curated record
CUCCAGUAAUAUUACUGCACUUGUUCUCAACAUUUUCCCAGAAGAUUUAAAAGCAGCUUGCAUUCGAAUUUAUUGCACAGUUUCACCUACAUCAUAUACAACAUUAUUGCUGCAUAUUCCAGAAUGUUAACGAUUAUUGUGCUUGUUGUUAUCCUGAUGAUGUUGUUGCUGUAUCUUGGAUCACGAAAACCAAAAGGCUAUCCUCCAGGACCAAAGUGGCUACCAAUAUUAGGAUCAGCACUUGAAGUUGCUAAAAUUCGUAAAAAAACUGGAUUUUUACAUGCAACAUGUACACUACUGAGCGAAAAAUAUGGACCAAUUGUUGGAUUAAAAAUAGGCAAAGAUAGAAUAGUCAUAUUAAAUAAUUAUGAAAGUAUGAAAUCAAUGUUGAUGAAUGAAGACUGUGAUGGUCGACCAAUUGGACCAGUUUAUGAAGCAAGAACUUGGGGAAAAAGACGUGGUGUUUUAGUAACUGAUGGUUCACUUUGGAUUGAACAACGUAAAUUUCUUUUACGUCAUUUGCGUAAUUUUGGAUUUGGAAAAAAUGAUAUGGCCACAAUGAUUGAAGAAGAAGCAAUGUAUUUAGUUAAUAAUUUAAUUACACAAUUGGAGUCUAAUAUAUUGAUCAAUAAUAAAUAUAAUGAUAUAAAUAAAUAUAAAAAUAAUAUUAAAAAUGAUGGAAUUAUAUAUCAAUUAACAAGCCAAGAAUAUAAAAAAAAUUCAUCUGAUAAUUGGCAUCAAGAGUCAAUUGAUAAUUUAAUACGUAAAAAUUUACCAAAAACAAUUAAAAUUGAAGAUAUGUAUAUGAAAGCUGAGGAUUAUGCUGAAGUUAGAAAAUUAACUCAAAAAAAAGAAAUGAUUGUACAAAUGGAUGAAGUUUUUGGAGUUUCAAUUCUUAAUACACUCUGGAGAAUGAUGGCUGGUAAAAGAUUUAAUCAAGAUGACAAACAAUUAAUUCAUCUUCAAAAAAUUUUAACAACUCUGUUAAAAGAAUUGGAUAUGAUUGGAUGUCCCUUUGGACAUUUUCCAAUUCUCAAAUAUAUUGCUCCAAAAGCAUCUGGUUAUACAAAAUUCAUGGAAACACAUCAGCAAUUAUGGGCUUUUUUAAACGAAGAAUUAUUGGAUCACAAAAAAACAUUUGAUUCAGAUAUUCCAAAAGAUCUCAUGGAUGCAUAUUUAAAAAUUUUACAAACUGAAUCAUCUGGUGAAACAUUUUCUGAAUUACAAUUAUUGGCAAUUUGUGUUGAUUUAUUCAUGGCAGGAACUGAAACCACGACAAAAGCAUUGAAUUUGUUUUUAUAUUUGGUACUAUAUCCAGAUGUUCAGAAAAAAGCUCAAGAUGAAAUUGAUCGAGUGAUUGGCCGAGAUCGUCUGCCACUUUUAUCUGAUCGACCUAGAAUGACCUAUGUCAAUGCCAUCAGUCUGGAAGCUGUAAGAAUGUUUAUGGGAAGAACUAUGAAUAUUCCACAUCGAGCACUCAAAGAUACCUGGAUAAUGGGACAUCGAAUACCAAAAGAUACAAUGAUUGUAGCAAAUUUCAAUAGAGUUUUAAUGAAUGACUCUUGGGGUGAUCCUGAAGUAUUUCGUCCUGAAAGAUUCAUCGAUGAAAAAGGAAAUAUUUCAGUUCCUGAUCAGUACAUGCCAUUCAGCAUUGGCAAACAUCAUUGCAUGGGUGAAGUAUUGGCAAAAAGCAAUAUCUUUUUAUUUACAGCAGCUCUUUUACAGACGUUUACAUUUUCUCCAGUUCCUGGCGAGGAACCAACAACAAAAUUUCAUGAUGGUGUCACCGCAAGUCCAUUACCAUUUCGCGUUUUGAUAACCAAAAGAUAUUGA